GGACCACCGCCUCGCUAUUGUCUCGCGCACUGCCAAGUUUAUUAUAAACGCUGCGCGAGCUGCACCGGGCGGAGCAGAGCAGAGUGCGAGACACACACGCAACACACACUCACGGAGGAACAGCAAGAGAGACGGAGAGCACGAGCGCGCACGAGACUGGAUCUGAGUCUGGAGCGCGUGGAAGAGACACCGGAGAGAGUGAGACUCUGAUACCCGCACCGCACCGUCACGCGCCGGACGAAGUCACUGGAGUUAACCGAACAGAGCUGUAAUCAGAGCGCGUGCUGCUGCUGCUCGGUCCCCGGUGCCCUCAGUAACCCGCCCGGUAAAUCAGCGGACACCCGACUGCGCCCUGACAGCCUCGGCUCGCGCGCGCCGUGUCCACAUGUACAAAAUGGAUUACUCGUACCUGAACACGUACGACUCGUGCAUGGCGGCGAUGGAGGCUUCAGCUUACGCGGACUUCAGCUCGUGCAGUCAGGCCAACACGUUCCAGUACAACCCGAUCCGCACGAGCUUCGGGGCGAACCCAGGCUGCGCGCCGCUCGGUACAGCCAGCUGCAGCAUCGGAGCGCUGCGCGAGCACCAACCGGCACCCUACACCGCCGUCCCGUAUAAGUUUUUCUCGGACCCCUCCGGUCUGAAUGAGAAACGGAAGCAGCGACGGAUCCGCACCACCUUCACGAGCUCACAACUGAAAGAGCUCGAGCGCGUGUUCGCGGAGACGCAUUACCCGGACAUCUACACCCGGGAGGAGCUCGCGCUCAAGAUCGACCUCACCGAGGCCAGGGUUCAGGUGUGGUUCCAGAACAGACGCGCAAAGUUCCGUAAACAGGAGCGCGCGGCGAACGCGAAAGGCGGCGGAAACACCGGAAACAACAGCGUUACAUCAAAGAAACCGGGAGAGGCGCGCGCAUCCUCCGAGGACGACGAGUCUAAAGAGUCCACGUGCAGCCCCACACCGGACAGCACGGCGUCUUUACCGAGCUCGGCCAACACCACGGGCAGCCCCGGCGCGAGCAGCCUGAGCCCGAGCCCGUCCUCCGGUGGAUUCGGUACCGCCUCCAGCCCGCCCUCCGUGCACCACGCGCUGAAAUCCCCCGCGUGGCCCGGUGUCGGUUCUGCUGCUCCCGGUCCGGACCUGCUGAAGAGCUGGCAGCCCGGGGACAGCGCGAGCACCGGACCGUUCGCCGGUGUGCUCUCCUCCUUCCACAGAAAACCGGGCGCGCUUAAGACCAACCUGUUCUAAACACACACACACACACACACACACACACACACACACGCUUAGCGCGUAGUCUCCUCUCCACUCUCUCCUGCUGAAUUUAUCUGAUGUUUAUGUCGUUUCCGUUAGAGCUGGACUCCCGGGUGUCAUUAUUUAUCAUCAGUGCGGUUUGGGACAGAGCCGGGCUGUGUGUGAAACCGCCACAUGUUCACUACAGAGUGCACUAGUGUGAGAAAUGACCUGCAGUUCGUAAAGAAUCCGCCUUCAUGGUAGGGAUUAGAGAACCGGGACUAAUGGGAACCGGACUCUGGAGCGGACACGGGACGGCGCUCCCGGUCUGGACUCUGCGCACUUACUGUAGCGUCCUGUCUCACACCCUGUCUCACACCCUGUCUCACA
Messenger RNA from Clarias gariepinus (North African catfish), 1624 nucleotides. It is a transcript of the gene phox2a, whose product is annotated as paired like homeobox 2A. The coding region runs from base 386 to 1249 and encodes 287 amino acids. The transcript has 3 exons. The record is from RefSeq and is a predicted model, not a curated record. NCBI's taxonomy places the organism in Eukaryota, Metazoa, Chordata, Actinopteri, Siluriformes, Clariidae. Gene Ontology annotation, molecular function: RNA polymerase II transcription regulatory region sequence-specific DNA binding; DNA-binding transcription factor activity, RNA polymerase II-specific. Gene Ontology annotation, biological process: regulation of transcription by RNA polymerase II.